Messenger RNA from Microbotryum saponariae, 2271 nucleotides. NCBI's taxonomy places the organism in Eukaryota, Fungi, Basidiomycota, Microbotryomycetes, Microbotryales, Microbotryaceae. The record is from the annotation of a GenBank genome assembly.
AUGAGCGCACUGAUCGGAUGCGACGGAGUUCAGCCACAGCUCGUUCUCUCUUUCUCCCCUUCCCUGUGUACACACGGAUCGAUCUUUCUCACCUCGAAACAAAAUCUGCUGGUGACGGUUUACGACCCUGAACGGCCGCAGAACCAAGGUCGCAUCGAUCGAUCGCCACCCUGCUCCGAAUUCCGGUCUGUCGACGUUCGCGGGCGGCCCAACCGACCCGAUCUUUCCCUUCCACAGCUCCCUACGCCAACAUGCGUAACGUCAUUAUCCUCGGAGGCUCAUACAGCGGGGCUCGAGCAGCCGGGCUCUUGUCGCAGACGUUGCCCAUCACCCACCGCGUCAUUCUAAUUGACCGACAAUCGUGAGUCCGUUGCGCCGGCCGCGGCCGAAACGACGCUCCCAGACCAGUUGCUGACGCAAUGGUUCUGACCCUUGUUCGCGGCUAUUACCUAUGUAGACACUUCAAUCGUGAGUACACCCACCGCUGCUGGAGUCUGAGGGCAGGGCUUAUCUCGCCAGUGCCUGCCCCGGUAGCGUCCGGAGUGGAACGGGUCGUGCUCUCUCGAGUCGCCGAUGAUCAUGUUCAACCGCGGAUGCGACUGACUCGCACUGCGAUUGCUGCCCUCGUCCGAGCAGAUCUGUAUCUCUUCCCGCGGGUCGGCGUAGUACCGAACCAUGCAAACAAAGUAUUUAUCCCCUACACAGGUAUGCGUCCACUCGCUGAUAAUUCCGCGUGCGCUCGGUAUGAGACUGACGGGCCCGGUUGUGAGCCUCCCCACAGGUGUUAUGGCAUCACCGGGCCGAUUGUCUUCUUCGGCACCGUCAUCCAAGUCGUCGUCGUCGUCAACAGAAGGAACCGAGUCGUCGCGGAGUGGUGACUCAUCGGGCGAGGGCGGCCCCACAAGAGUUCAACCUGUGUUCGUCAGAGCCUCCGUCACCGACGUCGGCCCUGGAUUCGUCGAAAUCGAUCGGGACUUGGAUGAGGAGACCUUGGGAGCAUCGGGCAGCGACGACGUCGAUAUCAUAUCCUCGGGUCGCGAGGAACGGCGGCGGAGGCGGUUGAACUGGGAUUAUUUGAUCUAUGUGAGCUCACAUGACCGCAUCAGACUCGCUCUUUUCCGAAAUGCCAGCUCACCACUUGCAAUAUUCGCGCCCGUCUCAGGCCUUGGGAAGCACCCUUCCUGCUCCGCUACUGUCUCCCGCCCGGACCAAAGUCGAAGGUGUUCGCUUCCUGCAGGCGCAACAAGACCGAAUAGCCCUGUCCAAAUCGGUCCUGAUUGUCGGUGGUGGAGCCUUGGGCAUCCAGUACGCGACCGACAUUGCCGAUCUUUACAACAAUCCCGCCAAUGCAGCUUUGAGGCCGGAAAACUCGGUCGAAGGCAAGAAGAAAAUCACCCUCGUACACUCUCGAAGCCGGUUCUUGCCGCUUUACAAGCAAGAGGUUCACGAUGAGGUCACCAGGAGACUCGAUGAACUGGGCGUAGAUGUGAUCAUGGGAGAAAGGCUGGCUUUGCCGGAAUGGGUGGACGACGUCAGCAAGCAGCCUCUGACGUCCAGGCGGAUAGAAACCAAGACGGGGGUGCUCGAGUAUGAUCUUCUUGUACGUCAUUGGACUUACUUUCGCUUGAAUUCGAGUGAGGAUGCUUGCUCAUCUGCUUCGUGGACUCUCGUUGCAGCUGAGGUGUACGGGCCAAAAGCCAAAUUCGCAGUUGCUGAAGAAAUCGUUCCCCGAUGCGAUCAACUCCCAAGGCUAUGUCGAGGUCAGGCCCACUUUGCAACUCGACAGCUGCAAUACAAAGUAUGCCGAUCGCAUGUACGUCAUUGGCGACGUAGCCAACACCCACGGUAAGUGCUCGCGCCGUCGGCUUCUUUUGAUCUGAUGUGCGCAUGAAUUGAUCACGAUUCGGGCUCAACAGCUAUCCGAGCGGGUCAUAUUGGCUGGAACCAAGCGGGUAUUGUCGUACAAAAUAUCAUGAGCUCCAUCUUGUGCGGCCACAGAGAGCCCAGUCUGAUCUCAUACGAGCCAAGUCCACCGCAAAUCAAAGUUACUUUGGGACUGGUCAGUUGUUAUCUCCUUUCCAGACGGUUAUCGGGUAUCGACUUCCUGACGCGGCAUUGUUACACCCCUAGCGGAACUCUGUUUCGGAACUUCUUCCUUCAAUAGACGCUUCAGAGACACAGGUCAAGAUGCACUCCGAUGGGGCUGUUGACGCAGGAUGGGUUCAUACGUGGGCAAGAAUGGGGGUGGAUGCGCAGGAUCCAACAAUUUGA